AUGAAUUUUAUCAAAUGUUGUACUUCAGCUCGUUCCUCAUCCGAUCAACAAAAUCUAACAAACAACAACAACAACAACAAAAGUUCAUUAAAAAAGAAAACUCGUCAUUCUUCUUCUGCCAAAUAUGGCGCCAAUUCCGAUCCGUUACCAUCGUCGGUCACAGCCGAUGCAGUACAAAGUUAUCUUGCCGAACAUCCAGAAUUUCUUGAUACAUAUAUUCAACAAAAUGUCAAUUCGAAUACAAUCGAGCAUUGGAUGUCGAAAAUACCUCAGACAUCAGCACUAGUUAAAACUCCAUGGUCGAGAAAUAUAAGUGAAGGAGAUCUAGUAUAUAAAGUUCAACGAUCACGUCCAUCACAACCAACAAUGCCAUCGAUUUCACCACAAAAAAACCAUCUCUCAUCAUCAUCAGAAGCAGAAUUGUCAUUAGCAACAAAUACUGUUGUUACAACAGAACCAUCAUCAUCAUCAUUAAAAUCAUCAACUCAACAAAUAUCAUCAACAACAGCAAAAUCAAUGACGAAAAUAGUCGAAUUAAGUAAUCAACGUCGUUUAUUACAUGAAUUAACUGAUGAAGUUAAUCAAAAUGUAACUAAAGCUCAAGUUUUAUAUGAAUUAUGCAAAUCAAUAGCAUCAACAAUAUCGGCUGAUGGUUUUAAUUUGUAUUUGGUUGAUGAAAAUGGAAAUAAUUUACGAUUAUUUACUUCAGAAAAUGACGAUGAACAAACAAUUUCUAUUGUUCCAAUUCCAAUUGAAAUCGGUCGUUGUCUUGCUGGAUAUGUUGCAGCUACAAAAGAAACUAUUCGUAUCAAUGAUAAAGCUAUGCUCAAAAUAGAAAAAUAUCCUGAUGGUCUUUUUAUUAAAGAUGAUAAAGUAACUAGUGUUAUGGCUCAUCCAAUUAUUAAUGCGAAUGGAACACUUCUUAGUGUAGUUGAAUUUUAUCGAAAUCAAUCAGCAAUUCCAUUUUCUGAUGAAGAUGAAGAAGAAAUUGUAAAAUGUGUGAAUGAGCUUUCCACCCAAACGUACUACGAGCUUUAUCAUACAAUGACACGAGAACGACGGUUAAAUGAUUUUCUUUUGACUGUAACUAAAUCAAUUUUUCAAGAACUUGUCAGUAUGGACGUUGUUAUGUUGAAAAUUAUGAGUUAUGCGAAGAAACUAGUUAAUGCUGAUCGUGCUUCAUUAUUCAUGCUUGAUACACGUACAAAAGAACUUUAUGCACGAAUAUUUGAUAUUGGACGUGAAGAUCAUGAUAUGUUACAUUCAUCAGCUAUUAAUGAUAAUGAUAGAGAAAAAGGUCCACCAGCUGAUGAACGUCCGUGUAUACGUUUUCCAAUGGAUAAAGGUAUUGCUGGUUAUGUUGCAACAACUGGAAAGACAUUGAAUAUUGCUGAUGCUUAUAGUGAUAAUCGAUUUAAUCGAGAUAUUGAUCAAAAAACAGGUUAUAAAACGAAAUCACUUUUAUGUAUGCCAAUUAUGAUUCAAGGAAGUGUAAUUGGUGUUGUUCAAAUGGUGAAUAAAAAAAAUGGACAUUUUACAAAAAGUGAUGAAGAAUCUUUUGAAACAUUUUCUGUUUAUUGUGGUCUUGCUUUACAUCAUGCAUCACUUUAUGAUCGUAUUCGUCAUUCAGAACAAAAAUGUAAAGUAGCUCUUGAAGUUUUAUCAUAUCAUGCAUCAUGUACCGAUGAAGAAUAUGAACGUAUGAAAAAUUGUAAAGUUCCAGAUAACAUUCCAAAUAUAGAACGAUUCGAAUAUUCUCCUUGGGAGGUUAAUAAUGAUCAAAAACCAGUUUAUGUUCUAUAUAUGUUUCUUGAUCUUGCCAAUGUUGAUCCUAUAUAUGCAAAUCAAUUCGAUAUGGAAUGUUUAAUGAGAUUUAUAUUAACUGUACGAAAAAAUUAUCGAAAUGUGCCAUAUCAUAAUUGGUCACAUGCAUUCAGUGUGGCACAUGCAAUUUAUACUGUGAUAAAACAAACUAAACAUCACUUUACACCGAAUGAUUGUAUUGCCUUAUUUGUUGCUUGUCUUUGUCAUGAUCUUGAUCAUCGUGGUAAAACAAAUGCGUUUAUGGUUAAAAGUGCUUCAACUCUUGCUUCUAUUUAUUCAACUUCUACAAUGGAACGACAUCAUUUUAAUCAAACAGUAACCAUACUUCAAUCUGAAAAUCUUAAUAUAUUUAAACAUUUCUCAUCGAAAGAAUAUCGACAAAUGUUAGAUGAAAUUCGUCAUUGUAUAUUAGCUACUGAUUUAGCACUAUUUUUCGAAAAUCGUCCUAAACUUGAACGUAUUGUUGAUAAUAAUGAAUUUAGUUGGCAAAACAAGGAACAUUUGCUACACGUGAUGGGGCUCAGUAUGACCGCUGCGGAUUUAUGUUCUUCAUUUAAACAAUGGGAGGUGCAGCGGUCGAAUGUGAGCAUCAUCAUGGAAGAAUUCUUCCAACAGGGUGAUGAAGAAAAACGUCAAGGUAUUCAACCACAAUCAUUAAUGGAUCGAUCACUUGCUCAUGAAUUACCAAAAAACCAGGUGACUUUCAUAAAAAGUAUUUGUAUACCAUGUUAUUCAUUAAUCGCACGUAUAUUACCUGAAACACUGCCAAUGCUCAAUGGAGCCAAAAGUAAUCUUCAUCGAUGGCAACAAUUAGCGGAUGAACAACUUCAAUUAACUCAUACAAAUGUAACUGCUAAUACAUCAACGGAUGUUAUGUCCAAUUCUUCUCUUACUCCUCCAGCUAACAAUACUCGUCAGCCAGCAUCAUCGUGA
This is a messenger RNA of Adineta steineri, 2757 nucleotides long. Lineage: Eukaryota; Metazoa; Rotifera; Eurotatoria; Adinetida; Adinetidae. The record is from the annotation of a GenBank genome assembly.